This is a messenger RNA of Patiria miniata (bat star), 6034 nucleotides long. RefSeq names its product N-terminal kinase-like protein (gene scyl1). Gene Ontology annotation, biological process: protein phosphorylation. The transcript is spliced from 17 exons. Bases 111 to 3131 code for a protein of 1006 amino acids. Gene Ontology annotation, molecular function: protein kinase activity; ATP binding. NCBI's taxonomy places the organism in Eukaryota, Metazoa, Echinodermata, Asteroidea, Valvatida, Asterinidae. The record is from RefSeq and is a predicted model, not a curated record.
AUAACAUAUGCGCCCGGUUACCAUUUCUGAAAGUUGCACUUGGUUGGAGUUUGAAGUUUUUACACGUUGGCGAUUGACAUAAAAUGGUUUAAUGCUUUUAUUAAGAUAAAAUGUGGUCAUUUUUCUCAAGAGAUCCAGCAAGCAGCUUCCCUUAUGAGAUCGGGGAAAAAAUCGAAGGACUUGAAGAUAAGUCUGUAUGGAGUGUGCACCACGGGAAGAAAAAGGCGGAUGGACAUCCAGUGUCGAUAUUUGUCCUGGAUGCCAAGAACAGCUCCAGUGCGGCAAUCGAGCGAGGCAAGACAGCGCACAAGAGACUGAAGACCAUCAGGCACCCAAAUUUCCUGCAAUAUUUGGACGGCUUGGAGACGGACACUAUCAUAUACGCUGUGACGGAGCAGGUCAUUCCACUACAGACUUACCUGAAUGACUCCUCACCAAACGAGCAGGCCAUCUCGUGGGGUCUGCACCAAGUAGUGAAAGGGCUGAGCUUCCUGCACAACGACUGCAAACUCAAGCACAACAACGUCAACAUGAGCUCGGUGUUUGUCAGCAAGGCUGGCGAGUGGAAAGUAGGGGGCGUGGCUUACGUGGGCCCAGCUGAGGGGGAGGGGAGCGAGCCACCCAACAAAGGCAUGCAGGCCUUGGAGAAGUACAACCCCCCUGAGAUGUCGGAUGCACGGACUCGGAAGAAGACACACACAUGGUCAGCAGACAUGUGGGGCUUGGGUUGCCUAAUAUGGGAAAUCUUCAACGGUUCUCUGCCCAGGACAUCGUCUCUCAAAGCCUUGGGAAAGAUUCCCAAAUCUCUGGUUGCCAAUUACUGUGAGCUGGUGGGUGCCAAUCCCCUCUCCAGACCCAACCCCGCCAAGUUCAUCGACAGCUGCCGGGCGGACGGUGGAUUCCUCCAUAACAGCUUCGUAGACACUAACCUAUUCCUGGAGGAAAUACAGAUCAAGGAGCAACUUGAGAAGAACAAGUUCUUUGCCAGUCUGAGCACUACUAUUGAUGAAUUUCCCCAAGAGUUCUGUCGAUAUCGGAUACUUCCACUCCUCUUGGAGGCCUUCCAGUUUGGCGGGGCGGGCUCUGCCGUGCUGACCCCCCUCCUCAAGCUGGGUAAACUACUUGAACCUGAUGAGUACCAGAAGAAGAUUGUCCCUUGUGUGGUCAAAAUGUUUUCCUCUACGGACAGAGCAACCAGAGUCAAGCUACUGCAGCAGAUGGAGUAUUUUGUGGAGCAUCUACAACCACCGGUGGUGAACGACCAGAUAUUCCCACAUAUCUGUCAUGGCUUCAGCGAUACCAACCCAGUUAUUAGAGAGCACACAGUCAAGGCGAUGCUCUUGCUGGCCUCCAAACUGAAUGACAAGAACCUGAACGGGGAACUACUCAAGCACUUUGCCAAGACGCAGGCCAAGGAUGAGCAAGGAGGGAUUCGAACCAACACCACCAUCUGCCUGGGCAAGAUUGCCUGUUACCUCAACCCAGCGACGAGGCAGAAGGUUCUAUCCUCCGCCUUUGUGCGAGCCAUGAAGGAUCCUUUCCCACCUGCGCGCACGGCAGGCAUCAUGUCCAUGCUGGCGACCAAAAACUACUACUCCAUCCGCGACACGGCGUUCAAAGUGCUUCCUGUGCUCUGCACCCUGACCGUUGACCCGGACAAGGGGGUCCGGGACCAGACAUUCAAGGCCAUUGGUGUGUUCCUGCAGCGGCUCCAGACUGUUUCGGACAAUCCUGAGAAAGCUGCUGAGAUGGAGGCUGAAGUGAACGCGGCCGCCAGCACGGCUCAGGGUGCCAGCUCCAGUUGGACUGGCUGGGCCGUCACCUCCCUCACAUCAAGGUUCUACCGGCCGGGGGCCACGGCCAACCAGACGGGAGCUAAGGCUGGAGGUCCAUCCACCACAGCACCAACAGCUGCAGCACAAAAGCCUCCAGUGACAGCAGCAAAAGCAGCCGAUCCUGUCAAACCCCACGACACAAGGCAGGACGCGGAAGAAGCUGCCCGGGACUCGGCGUCCGACUACGAGGACACAGGGGGUGAGGGAGGGGGUGACGGAUGGGAUGAGAAUGAAGAGUGGGGGGACAUUGACAGUUUCUCGACGUCCUCCUCCAAAACUGCUGCCUCUCGAGAUUCUUACCAGGAUCCGUCCUCCACGAGAGCAGAGACCCAGGAACUUGGCUGGGACACGGGAAGCUGGGGCGACAGUGACGACGUUGCAGACCCACCACAGCGACCACCGGGAGCUAGUAAAAAGCACGGCCAGGCCAAACCAGGCCAAUCCAGGACGGGCGGCGGCAUGAAGCUGGCUGCCAAGAAGCAGACCAGUCCCUCGUUUGAUGAUUGGGGUGUGAUGGAGGACGAUGAAUGGGGGUCAAUCAACAGUUCCUCCUCAGUUUCCUCCAAGCCUGUUAGAACGUCCGCCAAUCCUAGGACAACGAAGAGCUCUCCGAAGAAAGACAAGUCACAUCUCAGAACUGAGCCCGCCGCGGGUGGGUGGGAUGACGGGGACUGGGGGACGAUGGACGGGGGAGGGGCGAAGAUGGAUGCGAAGGAGGAACAAGGCGGGGCCAUGGAGGGGUGGGGAGGAGCCACAGAGGAGUGGGGAGGGGAUGAUGACUGGGGUUCCUUGGAGGACUCUACGCCGGCUCCAGCAUCCAGAUUACAGGCUGAUAACAAACCCCAAGGGGCCAAGACCACGCCUGCUCCCCCAGGGUGGGGAGACAGUCUAGACUUUGCCAAGGACACCAGCCAUGCCCCAGCCAGUAGCUACAAUUGGGGAGAUGAACCAGACACUGGCGACUUCUUCAGCAGUGCCUUAAAAAAGCCUUCAACUCAGAAACCAAAGUCCACCGCAUCAGCCGCACAUUCCAAGAAGCCAGCGAUGGCGGCCAGGAAGGGCCAGGCGUCGUCACAGCCUGCGACUGUCUCAUCAGGCUGGGAGGGGGACGAUGGAUGGGGCGAGACUGGCGAUGACUGGGGGUCUUUUGGAAAUGACUCGGGCAUGAGUAAAGCAGAGGAAGCCAAGAGGAAACGAGAGGAGAAGAGGUUGCAACGGGAGAGAGAAAUGAAGGAGAAAAGAGCCGCCAAGAAACCGGGCAUGGGAGCCAUGAGACUAGGGGCCAAGAAGGAGUAGAAUGAACGUGCACAAAUCAUGUUAGGCAUUCGUUGUGAAGUAUAAAGUUCUUGGGGAGAAGGCGAACAAUGUGCAAUUUUCAGAGCAAAUUUCUUAUCAUGAACACAUCGACUUUUGUUUGGCACAAUCAAUUUAAUCUCUUUGCUCCAGACACAGUUUUUUAUAUUAUGUUCCCUUUAUAAAAGCAUAUAGGAUAAUUUGCAUUUAUCCAAAAAGUAGCCUACCAAAUUAUCAUCAAAAAGUUUACUUGGAUUAAAGAUCAUUUUGGAACUAAACACCCCCACCCCGUGAAAUUAUUCCGUCCGGCUUGUAGUUUAAGAAAUCCAGAAAUGUACGUAAUUUCCUAUGAUCAGUCAAUUGACGGGUGUAAUAUCCAACGAGCUGAAUCUUCAACAGCUUAAGUUUUGAACAGUCUUUGGAUUUUGAGUGGUGGCAUUUUUGGAAAUGAACAAAAUGCAUGAAAAGCAAAUGAUCUUAUAUGCCUUUAAGCCAACUUGUCCCUCCCUUUUAAGCGCAGCCCAGCUGCCUCAAAGAUAGAGAGGGCACUAUUGACAUAUUGAAUCAAAUCCACUCUUAGGAAUUUAGGCGCCGAGACCCGAGACACUGCAUUCCUUUCAGGCUACAUGUACAUUUGAGGUGAGGUAUGGCCAGAAUUUCUCAGAUUCAAGUCUUUCAAAACUCUGAAUAAGCCAACAUUGCUGCCACCACAAAAAACCCACCACUCCCUUCCCCUAACCCUCCUCCCCCCUCCCUCAAUCCCAGUAGUCAAUCCCCUCUGUUCUCACCCCAUGUAUUGCUAGCAUUCUGCCAUUAUUGAAGUACAAAAGGAGUGCACUGCAUUGACAACAAAUGUUACAGAAAUCAGCGACUUUAAAACAAAUUUAAUAUUAGGUUUAAAUUAAAUAAAUAAGGGGGUUUGUGGUUAGAAUUUUCUCUGCGAAAUGUGUUUCCAACUGGUCAGCAUGAAAGUUUUCUUAGAGUCCAUGUUUUUUUUAAUAUCGUUGUCGUAAAGCCGCCUUUUCAUAUGUGCGUUUUUAGUCCGUUUGUGUGUCCGUUGCGUAUUCGGGCCUAUAGGUAAUAAUGGGCAUAAAUACGCAACGGACAAAAAAUGGACUAAAACGCGCAUAUGGAAAGGCGGCUUAAUCCUGCAAGUAAGUUAACAGGCCCGCUUGGCAACACACAUCACUUGUAACAUUUAUACGUGCUUUAAUUUGUAUCUUUUUUUGUAUCAAGUCACUUGAUUGAUUUUGACUGCUGGGAUAGCUGUGUUGAAUUUGACAGCCAGACAGGGGAAGGGCUAAUGCAGAAAGACUUUUCACUGGACGUCUUUUCAUGCAUGUGGCCUACUCGAUGCAGAUUUAGCCAAUUAUUGGCACGACGGGGUAAUCCCAUUUCAAAGUUAUGGGCCAAGGCGAGACUUCAGCAAGACAGUCAGUUAGUUUGUGAGACAGUCAGAUACACAGACGACAUAAAAGGCUCGAACUAGCAAAACAAAAUAAUAGAAAUUGAUGUGUACGCCUGAAAAUUAUCCAUAUUUUGGGAAGCUGCUCCCUGUGCUAUUUUACAGAAUCAAAAUGAGAUUAUUCAUUUUAAUUAUUAUUUCUUUUAUUACUAAUGAUUGUUUAUUUCAAUUCUUUGUGUUUAGCGAGCUGAAAUAUCAGCCGAUGUAUCUACUCAAAUGACAGUGCAUUUUUAAUUGUGUCAAUUAAGACAUUAAUUUACUUGGCAAAUAGUUUUCAAGUUUGAAUUAAAUCAGUUGUACAUCUCAUUUUUAGGUAGUUUCUUUAAAAGCUUUUAAAACAAAAAUUCAUUCUAAAUGGAAAAAAAAAUGAAUGAAACUACAUGUAUCAACACUUAAGCAGUUUACCGCAUGUCAAUGUAAAGGUCUUGUUUUAAAGGGACACUGCGUCUUGGAAUACGCCCAAUUGGACAACAAAACACGUUUUGAACGAACUGUUAAUCGGAAAGAACAUUUAAAAGUAGGAUAUAAACAUCCACACAACUAUCCUAUAAGCUAUAAACUUGGCGCUUUUGUAGUAUUCUUGUGUUAUUCGUGCGAGAACAACUGUUGGGGUCCACUUUUGCGACCCAAAAAAGUCGGGCUGUCGUGCUAGUUGUGAUUCCAGCCGUAAGGGUUCACCUUUUGCAGACGUGUAAAAAAUCACAUUUUGUGCAUUUGUGAUUGGUCACCGCAGUUAGUGAGCACGGUGCUGUGUACGUAUGUAAUACUAGACACACACAACAUGUAUCGUACAUUGUAUGAAAAUGACAGGAAACACGUAUCAUACGCCGUCGUGUCCGAUGUAAACAAUCAGGUUUUUUUCCGUCUUUUCUCGGGAACGGGUAGGUUUGUUUCCUUUCAACCAGAUAAUUGAAAUAGGAUAAGUAAACAAUCCAAAACAUGAAAUUUUCGUUGAUUUCAGGACGCAGUGCCCCUUUAAUGAAUAUGCUUCUAACGAACUUUCAUUUUGAAAGUUUCCGACGUCAGUUGCAUUUUACAAAAAAGUAACAUGUAUCUGAAAGUAAAAAAGCAGACACACAAACAAAGACCGAAUGUUUCUGUGCAUGGAAACAAGCAUACAAAUCAUGAAAGGCUUUUUUCAUGCAAUAAUAAUAAUAAUAAUAAUAAUAAUAAUAUGCUUAUACAGUAUAGCGCUUUAUACCAACGGUCUCAAAGUGCUUUACAAUUAUUGUAACCAAGUUGUAAUUAUUUCACAAAAUUUAAUAUUUAUAACUGAACAGGAAUGAAAAUGAAAAGUACUCACUAGAAAUAGUUCUUUUAUUAAAAUAAGUUAACACUAAACUUGUUUUCGAUGUACAUGAAUUGUAAAACAGGCAAUGUACAGUAAUCCAUUUAUUUUUAACUCGAAGGUCUUCAAUAAAAUAUGAGUCUUGAUAUGAUG